CACACAGGUUUUGCGGUAUAAUAAUUACAGGUGUAAUUAAAGCGAUACCAUAAAAUUGUAAAGUCCAUGCAAUGAUCCAAAGUCCAAAGUAUUACACUGUGGUGACAAAAAUUGUGCCUCGCAGUCUUCUGUGCUGUCGUCGGACACUAUGCUGAGGUUCGAGAUGUCUCCCCUCUCAGAGAAAAACAGUGACCAUGUGCUGCAACAUGCUGGGAGCAUUGCACUGGCUGUCAUUGCUCAGGUGAUCUCAGACAUCUUCUUUAGCCUGACAAAGGACAGCUGCGUGCCCAAUGCUUUGUUUCAGACCUCAUCUAGGAAUGUGUCUAACACCUUCCCCCUGGAGGUGACUAUGGACUGGUGGUCAGACAGUUUCUGGAUCAUGAUUGACUUUUGGUCUAAGGCUUGGCUCUUGGUUGCAGUGGUCAGCCUUUUUAAAAGAAAUGUCCUCGGUCCUGAGUCUUGCAAUCCAGAAAUCCACCCUCCAGUAUUUUAUCUGAUGUGGACCAUGAUUAACAUCACAAGAAUGUGCAGCAUGUUUCUGUGGGACAGAUACGAUAUACUUGGAGCCAUCAUACUCAGGUGGAUUCUGCCAUUCCUGAGCUUCUACAUGCUCUACAUGUCCUACUGUAACCUCAACAAACACAAAGCUUGGCUAGCCAUCAACAACCCUAGUGUGAUCUCUUGGACACGUUACCUGACCCAGAACGGCUUGGCAGUGUUUGCCUGGUGGUCUCUCUUUAAUGCUGUGGUGGGUCUUGGCAUAGUGCUCAAGUACAAGGCUGGCGUGCCGGACCCACUGGUCAGCACCAUCGUCCUCACCAUAGUCUCCUCGUUCACUAUAAUCUGGUUCAUCCUACAGAGCUUCCUGUUAAACAAGUACUUGCGCUACACAUUCAGCGUUUACGCCAUUCUCAUUCUGGGUCUGGGUGCAAUGUUCACCAGAAGCUAUCGUGUCCAUGACCUCGCUGCAAACACAGUCUACUGUGGGUUCCUCAUGCUCCUGAUGACCAUCAUGAGCUUGAUCCAUUUGAUCUCUGCAUGUUUGCACACAGACAAGUCAAGCAAGCCUCUUGCCAUGGAGCCCUAUCUGACAUUUGGGGGCUGUGAGACAGUGUGCCAACCUGAAGGCAACAUCAAACACAAACCCCAGAUGUGACGACAUCAAGAAAGCUGCCAAUUAAACCAUAGAACAAUAAAAACAACAACUUCUGCAUCAUGCAACGGUGAUAAUCUGCAAGUGUACACUUUACAUUAAUCACCAACAGGGGGCAGCAUAUACUCACUUCACACUGAGAAUGUGUCAUGACAACCAGAGCCCUGCUGUACCAGAAGAUGGCACAGUGGUUCAAGCUUUUAUAGGCAAAAUCUCUCUAUAUUGAGCAUAUAAUUCAAAACUUUUAUUAAUAAAGAAUAUUAUCAAGUGUGG
This is a messenger RNA of Siniperca chuatsi (mandarin fish), 1426 nucleotides long. RefSeq lists its product as uncharacterized. Bases 149 to 1156 code for a protein of 335 amino acids. The transcript has 7 exons. NCBI's taxonomy places the organism in Eukaryota, Metazoa, Chordata, Actinopteri, Centrarchiformes, Sinipercidae. The record is from RefSeq and is a predicted model, not a curated record.